Molecule: messenger RNA, 3633 nt
Organism: Alternaria alternata
Lineage: Eukaryota; Fungi; Ascomycota; Dothideomycetes; Pleosporales; Pleosporaceae
Product: elongation factor 3
Exons: 5
Coding region: 299-3493 (1064 amino acids)
Molecular function (GO): ATP binding; ATP hydrolysis activity; translation elongation factor activity
Source: RefSeq, a predicted model, not a curated record
AGACAGCCCACCAAGGCAUAAAAAGCCCCUCCAUAACCUUUACUGCCACCUCUCCACACUCACUCUCCCUCUGGGCUGACCCAAAGUACUUUCCCUUCUUUGUGUCGUUGCGUCAGGUAUUAGAAAGGUUGCGAGUCACGUUUCUCGCGCCUGUUGUUUGAUACCCCCGGAUAGAUUCACUCUAUCUUUUCACGCCAAAAGUUUUUUAGGCCCCGCCGCCUAAGUCCAUAUAAGGACCACCGCCCCUCCACCCACCUUCUUUCUACACACCUCUCCCCCUCCACACAUCACCGACAAAAUGGCGCCUGCUGCUUCGCACGAUGCCAAGGACAUCAAGUCCGAGAACUCCAAGUCGCUCAAGGCGCUUGAGGAGAUGAUGCAGAAGUUGACCGUGUCUAAGGCCCAGGACGAGAUCAACGCCUCUGCUCAGGCCAUCGCCACCUUCAUCAACGGCGACAUUGAGGAGGCUGACGCUCCCACCAAGGCUGUCCAGGUGCUUAAGAAGCAACUCGCCAGCAAGAAGGAUGCCGUCGCCCGUGAGCGCGCUCUCGAUGCCAUCCGUGCUAUCGCCCAGCACUCGCACGUCUCCGCCUCUGUCGAGCCCUACCUCGUUUCCCUCCUGCCGGACGUGCUGGCCGCGGUCGGUGACAAGAUGAGCGGCGUCAAGGUCGCUGCUCAGACCGCCGCCGAGUCCAUCGUCAUGGCUGCCAACCCCAACGCCGUCAAGGCCAUCAUCCCCCACAUCAUCCACUCGCUGGAGAACGCACAAAAGUGGCCCGAGAAGAUGACCGACCUCAAGUGCAUCGAGGUCCUCACCAAGAGCGCCCCCGCACAGAUGGCUUUCCGUGUUCCCGACCUGAUUCCCGUCAUCUCGGGUGCCAUGUGGGACACCAAGCCUGAGGUCAAGAAGGCUGCCUACGGCACCAUGGAGGUUCUCUGCUCCUUGAUCUCCAACAAGGAUAUCGAGCGCUUCAUUCCCGAGCUCAUCAAGUGUAUCGCUAAGCCUGAGAACGUCCCCGAGACCGUUCACUUGCUCGGUGCCACCACUUUCGUCACUGACGUCCACGAGCCCACCCUCGCUAUCAUGGUUCCCCUGCUUGAGCGUGGUCUCGUCGAGCGCGAGACUGCCAUCAAGCGUAAGUCUGCCGUCAUUAUCGACAACAUGUGCAAGCUUGUCGAGGACCCCCAGAUUGUCGCCGCUUUCUUGCCCCGUCUCAUGCCCGCGCUUGAGAAGAACCACGACAACUUGGCUGACCCCGAGGCUCGUGAGAAGACCCGCCAGGGUCUCGACACCCUCAUCCGUGUCGGUCACGUCGAGAACGGCAAGGCUCCUGAGAUCGAGAAGUCUGGUGACAUCUCCACCAUCGCCAACCACCUCAAGGCUGCUAUCCCCUCCAGCAUCAAGAUCGACGACCGUUUCACCCCUGUCGUCAACUACGUUGGUGCCAUUGGUGGUCAGCUGAUCGACGAGAAGGACUACGAGCCUCUUAACUGGCAGGCUAACGCCGGUCCUUUCGUUGCCGUCCUUGUCGGCGACGAGAAGGCCAAGGAGGUCACUGAGGACACCCGCAAGCGAUCUCUCCCUGGUGCCGCCGCUGAGCGCGCCGUCGAGCCCGAUGAGGAGGAGGGCGAGGACCUCUGCAACUGCACAUUCAACUUGGCCUACGGUGCUAAGAUUCUGCUCAACCAGACCCAUCUCCGUCUCAAGCGUGGUCAGCGUUACGGUCUCCUCGGACCCAACGGUUCCGGAAAGACCACUCUCAUGCGCGCUAUCAACAACGAGCAGGUCGAGGGUUUCCCCAAGCAAAACGAGGUCAAGACCGUCUACGUCGAGCACGACUUGGACUCUGCUGACACUGAGAUGACCGUUCUUGAGUGGACCAUGAACAAGCUCAAGGCCGUCGGUGUCGAGACCCCCGAGUCUGAGGUCAAGACUACCCUCAACGAGUUCGGUUUCACCGACGCCAUGUACAACGGUACCAUUGGUGCCCUUUCUGGUGGAUGGAAGAUGAAGCUUGCGCUCGCUCGUGCCGUCUUCGAGAAGCCCGACAUUCUGUUGCUCGACGAGCCCACCAACCACUUGGACGUCAAGAACGUCAAGUGGCUCGAGGACUACCUCACCAGCUCUCCUUGCACAUCCAUUGUCAUCUCCCACGACAGCAAGUUCUUGAACAACGUCAUUCAGCACGUCAUCCACUACGAGCGCUUCAAGCUCAAGCGCUACCGUGGUAACCUUGACGACUUCGUCAAGCGUGUGCCCUCUGCCAAGUCUUACCACGAGUUGGCUGCCUCCGACAUGGAGUUCAAGUUCCCCGAGCCCGGUUUCCUUGAGGGUGUCAAGACCAAGGCCAAGGCCAUUCUCCGUGCCACCAACAUGAGCUUCCAGUACGAGGGUACCUCCAAGCCCCAGAUUGAGGACAUUACCUUCCAAUGUUCGCUCGGAUCCCGUAUUGCCGUCAUUGGUCCCAACGGUGCCGGAAAGUCCACCCUUGUCAACGUCUUGACUGGUGAGCUUGUCCCCACCAAGGGUGAGAUCUACCACCACGAGAACAUCCGUAUCGCCUACAUUAAGCAGCACGCUUUCGCCCAUAUCGACCACCACCUCGACAAGACUCCCUCCGAGUACAUUCAAUGGCGUUUCCAGACUGGUGAGGACCGUGAGACCAUGGACCGUGCCAACAAGAUCGUCACUGAGGAGGACGAGAAGGCCAUGGACAAGAUCUACAAGAUCGAGGGUACCGAGCGUCGCGUCAUCGGCAUCAACUCCCGCAGGAAGUUCAAGAACUCUUACGAGUACGAGUGUUCGUUCGCUCUCGGAGAGAACGUCGGCAUGAAGAACGAGCGCUGGACACCCAUGAUGUCUGCUGACAACGCCUGGAUUCCCCGUUCCGAGAUCAUGGCUUCCCACGCCAAGAUGGUCGCCGAGGUUGACCAGAAGGAGGCUCUUGCCAGCGGUCAGUUCCGUCCUCUGGUCCGUAAGGAGAUUGAGGCUCACUGCGCCAACUUUGGUCUUGACGCUGAGCUUGUUUCUCACUCCCGUAUGCGCGGUCUCUCCGGUGGUCAGCGUGUCAAGGUCGUCCUGUCUGCUUGCUCAUGGCAGCGUCCUCACUUGAUCGUUCUUGACGAGCCCACUAACUACCUCGACCGUGACUCCCUUGGUGCCCUUUCCAAGGCCAUCAAGACCUUCGAGGGUGGUGUUAUCAUCAUUACUCACUCUGCCGAGUUCACUGCCAACCUCACUGAGGAAGUCUGGGCCGUCAUGGACGGUCGCAUGACACCUUCCGGUCACAACUGGGUGCAAGGUCAGGGUGCCGGUCCCCGUCUUGCCAAGGACGAUGGUGAAGAAGAGGAGAAGUUCGAUGCCAUGGGUAACAAAAUUGCCUCGCAAAAGAAGAAGGCCAAGCUCACCUCCUCUGAGAUGCGCAAGAAGAAGAAGGACCGCAUGGCCCGCCGCAAGCGUGGUGAGGAGGUCUUCUCCGACGAGGACGAUUAAACGGAUCGCCCUUUUCGAAAAGUUUCCUUCCUGGUUCUGGUUUACGGCAAGAGAGUUCAUGGGUUGCAUGACAGGCUUAUUCGAUAUGAGCCUACGAGUAAUGUGUUCAUGGUCGGCGUCACGGUACAAAACUUGCAUGG